Phyllopteryx taeniolatus (common seadragon) is the source of this 3707-nucleotide messenger RNA. RefSeq names its product interferon-induced very large GTPase 1-like. The transcript is spliced from 3 exons. NCBI's taxonomy places the organism in Eukaryota, Metazoa, Chordata, Actinopteri, Syngnathiformes, Syngnathidae. The record is from RefSeq and is a predicted model, not a curated record. Bases 16 to 3072 code for a protein of 1018 amino acids. Gene Ontology annotation, molecular function: GTP binding.
GAAUGCUGUUGGCUGAUGUGUAAGGUUUUUCAAGACAAGGGAUCAGUGGGAUGUCAAACCAUGGCUACAAUGAGCUCUGAAAGACAAAACCCAACAGCUGCUGAAAUGCUGUUGGACGGUUAUCCAUUGGAGCUUUUGGAUGGAGACGCUUCAAACAUCCCAGAGAAGUGGGUGACAGCCGUGCUAAUGGAGCUUCACAAGAAGGUUGGUGAGAAGAGCAGGCUGAUAGUACUAACCGUGUUGGGUGUUCAAAGUACUGGAAAAUCAACUCUUCUCAACACCAUGUUUGGUGUUCAUUUUCCGGUCAGCAGCGGCAGAUGUACAAGAGGGGCCUAUAUGCUUUUCAUCAAAGUUGGAGACGAUACACAAAUUGAGUUGGGUUGUGACUUCAUCCUCCUCAUUGAUACUGAAGGUUUGAAAUCCCCUGACCUUGCACAACUGGAAGAUAGUUAUGAGCGUGACAACCAACUGGCAACCUUUGUCAUUUGCUUAAGUGAUGUGACCAUUAUCAACAUUGCAAUGGAGAAUGCAACUGAAAUGAAAGAUGUCCUGCAAAUUGCUGUCCAUGCCUUCAUUAGAAUGAAACGAAUUGGAAAAAAUACAAUUUGUCAUUUCGUGCACCAAAAUGUUGCUGGAGUUUCAGCUCAUGCCAAAAACUUGACAGAGAGACAACAUCUAUUGGACCAACUAAAUGAAAUGACCCAAAUUGCAGCUGAAAUGGAGAGACAGCCUUCGAUUCAAGCAUUCACAGAUGUGCUCAACUAUGACUUGGAAAAAAACAACUGGAACAUCCCAGGACUUUGGCACGGAACUCCUCCAAUGGCACCAGUAAACACUGGUUACAGUGAAGCUGUAGCAGAUUUCAAGAAAAAUCUUCUGGAGACUGUGGUAAAGGAAAUCAGUAAUGAUGUCUCAAAGAUCCCAGACUUUCUGGAAUGGAUGCGUAGUCUGUGGAAAGCGGUUAAAUAUGAGAACUUCAUCUUUAGUUUCAGAAACACACUUGUGGCCCAUGCUUAUGACAACCUGUGCAAAGAGUUUGCCCAGUGGGAAUGGGAGAUGCGAAAAGCACUCCUCAUCUGGCAGACAGCAGCAGAGUCAGAAAUCUUAAAUGCCAACAACGAGGAUGAAAUGGAAAGAUUGGUCACAUUAAAGAAAUCAAAACUAUCUGAGGAAAUUGAAUUACAAAAAAGCAUAUUCAAUGGGAAACUCUCAGACUAUUACAGAGAGAAAGACAGAUGUGUAAAAUUGGUGGAGAAAUACAAAACUGACUUUUUCAAUAGUAUUACAAGUCUGUCAAAUGAUAUUGAAAAUUCAGUGAAUGCUCAAUUGGACAGAGUCCUUGAGGUAAAAAUUGGUUUGAAAAAGGCACAGAAUAUACAACAGGAGUACUGUGGCGUGAUUGAAGAGCGAGUCAUGAAACUUCUGCAUGACUUCAAAAAUGUCACACUGUCUGAUGACCAACUGAGAGAGGAGUUUGACAAAAUGUGGACUACAGCUACUGCUAAUGUACCUAGACUGAAAGAGCAACCUAUACCUGCAUAUAUUCUCGCCAUGCUGAAGAGAAAUUUCUCAAAUCGGAACGUGAAUGAGAAAUUAAGACCAAUCAAAAGCCUAAAGGGUUUUGGAAGGGACCGAUUUAAGGCCAGAACUGACCAUGUCGAAUCCAUUUCGAAGAAAAUUAAAAUUUUCUGGAAAGGAGAUUUGCAGAUAUUUGCAGACAAUGUCAUCGAGACAGCCACCCAGUUUAUUCUUGAUAUAACAAAGUCAAAUAGUGAUUACCAUGAUUCUUUCUCAAGGGAUCUUCUGCAGAGGGUUGAUGAAUUGCUUGUUGAAGGUUAUGAUCGUCACAAAACCAACACUCAGUUUGACAUUGACAUCAAACUUCAUAUUUGUGACAUUGCUGCAAGAGAAUUCCUCAAGCAGCACCAAAGAUUCUUGUCAAAUAAUGAUCCCCGAGUACAGUUGGAAAAGUACAAGCAUCAAUACUUGUUAGACUUUCUGGAUUUAUACAAAAAGACAGAUCAUUCCCAACGCAAAGCAAAUGAUUUUGUCCAGCUUUGUAUCAAGCCGGCCAUUGAGGAUUGCAUCAACAAAUCUUUGGGAACUGGAAUUGUAGAUGAAAUUGUGACAGGCAGUCUUUCCAUGAUGUACAGUUUACCCUCUUGUUUCCAAUACAACAUUCAGAAAGAUUUACUGCUGAAAGAUGAUUUCGACACUUUUGUCAAGUACAUUUGUCACUAUGAAACAUACCUUAAGAAAAAGAUACUUCUUGACAUCUGCCAAGCAAUGAGGAAGGACAACACGUUGUACAAAUUACAGAAGAUGAUCCUGGAGAUAGUAGUUGUCAAAAUAUUAAAUGCAAUGAAGGAGGCCUCAAAUAUGCAAUCAGAUGACGAUGCAAACAUUCUAAAACUUGUCAUCAAAAUGCGCAAUAAUCUGAUUAAAGACAUGGUAAUAUCGGAGGAGGCACAACAGUGCACCCUGUUUCAGAUCCAAACCACAUGCAAGUCAUUUACACAAAGCUUCAUUGCAUCCUUGAACACAUUGAAGGAAACCCUCCUUGUUGAAUUCUCCAACAAUGAAAACAUAACUGAAACUCUGAAUAAACUUGAAAGUAACCCACAGAAUGUGCUAUUCAGAAGAGUAGUCGGAUGUGGACAGCAGUGUCCAUUUUGUAAAAUUCCUUGUGAAGCAGGUGGAAAAGAGCACAAACAACAUCAUGCGGCUGUGCAUCGACCACAGGGGCUUGCAAGAUACAGAGAUCACUCAACUCAACUCCUAGUUGAAUCUUUGUGUACGACUGAUGUGCAGAGUAACUCUAAUUUUAAAAACAGUUUGACACGUAAGGAGUGGGUUCGUUACAAAGACUACAGUACCAUCUAUCCUGACUGGCACAUUCCCCCAGACGCCACAAUGGAAGCGUCUAAUUACUGGAAGUAUGUACUGGUACGCUACAAUGAACAAUUUGCUAGCGAGUAUGAUGCCAAGCCAGCAAACGUUCCAUACGAAUGGAAAAAAAUCACACAGAAACAAGCGCUGCAGGGUUUGAAAGAGGCUUUCAACAUUAAAUAAUGUAAUGUGGAGUCUGUUGUAGAUUGAGGUAAAAAUUAUGUGCAGUGUACCUGGGUGAGCAUUACAAAAAGAACAGAGAAAAAAGAAGACAUGCUAGAAUUUGACUCUUGAAAAUAAGCACACUGUCAAGGAUGGAAUUUAAAUUUAUCAUGAAAUAUUUUAGAAGUUGUGCACAUAAAGCAUCACAAUCACAAGGCAGCAAACCAAACAGGAUGUGGCUUUUUGUGAAUUCUUCUGCAAAUUGCAAAAAUAUUUACAACUUGGUAGUUCAUUUGCACACUGAUUGAGGAGUAUCUGCAACAUUUGCACAAUCAACAUUGUCCCAGAUUAUCGCAUUACUCGUCACUUUAAUCUGCAUUCGAGCUACUCUAAAUGCUAGAGGACUCUGCAUCUUUUUGCACAAUUGUCAAACAAACAAAAAAAAAAUGUACCGGCAUUACCAGAUAACUAGCAACCCUUUACUGCUCAGUGACUGUUUUUUUUUUUUUUUUGUCAAUGUCUUUCUGUCUCCAAAGUGCUCUGUAAAUUGACUGUCUGUUGUCGUACUAGAGCGGCUCCAACUACCGGAGACAAAUUCCUUGUGUGUUUUUUGGACAUACUUGGCAAAUAAAGAUGAUUCUGAUUCUGAUACACUC